This is a messenger RNA of Gongylonema pulchrum, 768 nucleotides long. NCBI's taxonomy places the organism in Eukaryota, Metazoa, Nematoda, Chromadorea, Rhabditida, Gongylonematidae. The record is from the annotation of a GenBank genome assembly.
AUGAGAGUAGAAAUUGGCGCUGAGAAUAAUUCGGACGAAUUGGGAAAUGGGUCGAGCGGCGUUGCGGUUAUUGAUUGUGAGGCAGAUGACGUUUUGCUAGUUGACGGUGAAGCCAGCGAGAAUAUCAUCCCUGAGGACAGCGGGUCAGGAGAGGCUGAAACUGCUGAGAGCAAGUCGAGUAACCGUGCCAGUGCUGACGGCGAAACAUCCGAUGAGAAAGCAAAAUUCGAUGAAUGCGCUGCAAAACCCACUUCGGGCACCGUGGAAUAACUGGAUGAUGAUGAAGAUGUUGAAGAACCACCUGCGAAAAAGCUAAGGGAAAGAAAGUCUCCGGCACCUGAUGAUCCCGACACGCAGACAACGAAGAAGCCAGAGCUAACAAGUAGCGAGGCACUGCUGGACAAGCUGGAAGCGUAUAUCAGGGAUGCUAUUGAUAUGAAAGUUAACAUCGAAAGAAAAGUUCUGGAUGCUUUAUUAGGAGCUAUAAACAUUCAAGUUCAGCGCGAACCUUUAUCGGUUAGGAAGCUUAUAUUGGACAAGCAGCUGGUAUUACCCAAUACUAUCAGUUUCCCUCCGUCGCAGGUUUUUUUUUUGUUCGAACUGUACUGUUGUAAAAUAUCUAAUGCGGAAGGUUUGUUUGCUGUAACGGCCUUGCGCUGGUGGCCUUCAUCCACUUUCGUAGUUGCGAAACACUAUGCGACUGCUUUUCGGGCACAUUUGUUCGGGGGAGGGGACGAGGUUAGAGCAGUAGGCAGGAGCACGAGGUAG